This is a messenger RNA of Fusarium venenatum, 1071 nucleotides long. Its product is annotated as acyl-coenzyme A:6-aminopenicillanic acid acyl-transferase-domain-containing protein. The record is from RefSeq and is a predicted model, not a curated record. Lineage: Eukaryota; Fungi; Ascomycota; Sordariomycetes; Hypocreales; Nectriaceae.
AUGUUAGAAGUUCGCUGCUCCGGAACACCAUACGAGAUCGGCCAUCAAUAUGGUGCCGCAGCGAAAGACAAAGUAAAUGGAUCUCUCUCCUUUUACGAAUGGCUCUUCCAAGAAACAUGUUCUAUGAAUUGGGAGGCUGUUCGCCAAGAGGCUAAGAAAUACAUUGAGCCUCUCCGGAACAUAUCUCCGCGUCACGCUGAGGAACUGCAAGGUCUAGCCGAUGGCGCUGGCGUUGACCUCUUGGAUAUCGUCGCAUUGAACGUCAGGACUGAAAUCACUUUCAGUCUCUACACGGAAAACCCUACUACUCCCAUCCAAACUGACGGCUGCACAAGUGCCGCAUGUCGUCAACGCAACGGCCAAGUGCUUCUAGCGCAGAAUUGGGACUGGCAACCCAAACAGGCGCCAAAUCUUCUCAUCUGCCAUAUUUCUCAGCCUGGAACGGACAUACCCAACAUCUCGAUGGUUACUGAGGCGGGUGUGAUAGGCAAGAUUGGUAUCAAUUCUGCGGGAGUGGGGACGACAUUGAAUGCCAUUCGAGCUCGCGGUGUUGAUGAUACCAAACUUCCAAUCCAUCUUGCUCUCAGGUCGGCUCUGGAGUCCAAAUCAGCACGAGAAGCUGCGAAUAAGCUGUACGAGAUGGGAACAGCUGGUAGUGGGCAUAUCCUCGUGUCGGACCCAAGCGAAGCUAUAGGUUUGGAGUGCACGAGUAUAGGAAUUAAAGAGAUCAACUUAGACAGUAUCGGGACUCUGGUGCAUACAAAUCAUUUACUCCUCGAGCACCCUGGAGUCGAUGAGCCAGGUUGGUUACCGGACUCCCAAGUGCGCUUUGCACGCAUGUCUGAACUCAUCCAAAACCAGAUAGCUUUGGGAAGUAUCGACCACGAUUCUCUCUUUGAGCUGUUUAAGGAUGAACAGGGAUACCCGGCGUCGAUCAAUCGCGAUGUGACGGCUCACAAAGAUGGGACCACUACUUUAUUCAACAUCAAUAUGGACUUGGCAAAGGGAAAGGCCAUAAUUAGUGUGGGAAGACCCACGAGCUGGACGGAGAGACUAGAGCUAUCACCUUAG